UCUCACCUGGAGACGAGCAGCGGGGGCAUGGUGGAGGACCUGAUGGAGAAGACGGCCAUCAUAGAACACUACAUCAUGAACGGUCGCAUAGAUCAGGUGCAUCACUCGCCGUCACACGACAACAAGCUGCGUCUGAAGAACGUCGUCGACUUUGUGAAGAACAAGACGGACGACAGCACGAAGGAGCUGAACAAGAAGCUGCAGAAGAUGCUAGAGGAGACGCUCACCAAGAACAUCCACCUGCAGCAGGAUGUUGAGCAUCUGUCGCAGAAGCUGAUGGAGGCUAGUCAAUCUUCGUCCGUAGUUUCCGUAUCGUCGCCCGAACACCCGAGUGCGUCGACUCCGCAGUGAGGGGGGCGCCACCGAUCGCACUACGUUACGCCGCGCAAGUGAUCGACGUCAUCAUGAACGCAGUGUACGAAUGAUUGCAUAUAUUUAUUGUGUGUCGUCGUUUGACAAGGAGGGAGCUAUGUGGCCAUUUAUUCUAUUUAUUCCUCUUUUGUAUAAAAUAAUUAAUACUAGGAAGUAUAGAUGAUGCAAGCAUCAAUACCUACUCUUCCACCUCGGUAUCGUAUUCCUACCCUAACUUCACCCCUUCCUCUUGUUUGCCACCAUUUCCUAUGAAUUUUUUUUUUUCAAAUUAUUUGUUUCUGUGUCACUCUCAUAUUGCAUGUCGUUCAUGGUAAGGUAGCUAUGAAUCUGAACUUGGCUACGUUCUGUCACGGUGCUAUGGUCAAUAUACGUAUGUACUCGUCUAUGCAUAUACUUGUUUAGCAUAGCUUGCGGUAUGCGCAGCCAGAUCUUGUGUAACAAUGGUAAUUGCCUCUACGAAUGCCAUCGUAAUACUAAGCUAUUGUUAAACAAGUAAAAAAAUUACAUGAUAAACGCUUAAUCCAUUCCUAGACCAUAGGAACUACGGUUACUCAGCUUAUUAUAUUUACUGACACACUUGUCUAGUGGUGAAUUUAAAUAUCUGCCAGACAGUGGGUUGUUUCGUGAAUCGGGGAAAAUUCACGAGCUCAUGGCGAAAUAUCGCGAUAUAUGAAUACAUUCAUGAGCUAAUAAUACCUUAUGUGUAUUAUGUACAAUGUACAAUGUAUUAUACGCUCAGCUGACGAA
Priapulus caudatus is the source of this 1119-nucleotide messenger RNA. Its product is annotated as GRIP1-associated protein 1-like. Gene Ontology annotation, biological process: regulation of recycling endosome localization within postsynapse; regulation of modification of synaptic structure; neurotransmitter receptor transport, endosome to postsynaptic membrane. NCBI's taxonomy places the organism in Eukaryota, Metazoa, Priapulida, Priapulimorpha, Priapulimorphida, Priapulidae. The record is from RefSeq and is a predicted model, not a curated record. The transcript has 3 exons. The annotation marks the transcript as partial. Gene Ontology annotation, cellular component: extrinsic component of postsynaptic early endosome membrane; postsynaptic recycling endosome; glutamatergic synapse.